UCUUUCCAUUCUCACCUCCGCCGGCACUCUCUCCGGUUACUCUGUGAGUCAUCUCUCUCCGUCCGCUUUCUUUUCCAGCUGAAGAACGAACGAUGGCCACUCAGGCUGCUGCUGCCGCCUCAUUCAAUGGCAACCUAAAGAAAGCUAUGGCAGGUAUCAAGCGUAUCAAUCUCGACGGUCUUCGUUGGCGAGUUUUUGAUGCCAGAGGCCAGGUUCUUGGUAGACUAGCAUCCCAGAUAUCAACCGUGCUUCAAGCCAAAGACAAGCCAACUUACUGUCCCAACCGCGACGAUGGGGACAUCUGUAUUGUUCUCAAUGCUAAGGAAAUUGGCUUCACAGGAAGAAAGCUCACCGACAAAUUCUACCGUUGGCAUACCGGGUACAUUGGACACCUGAAGGAACGGAGUCUGAAAGAUCAGAUGGCCAAAGAUCCCACAGAGGUCAUACGCAAGGCUGUCUGGCGCAUGCUUCCAAGUAACAAUUUGCGUGAUGACAGGGAUCGGAAGCUAAGGAUAUUUGAAGGUGGUGAGCAUCCCUUUGGAGACAAGCCACUUGAGCCAUUUGUGAUGCCACCUCGUAGAGUUAGAGAGAUGCGACCGCGCGCAAGGCGAGCAAUGAUCCGUGCCCAGAAGAAGGCAGAGCAGGCAGAAAUUGAUGGGACAGAGGUAAAGAAAGGAAAGAAGAGGACCUCCUCUCAAGUAACUGCGUAGAAGGAUUACUUCAGAGAAACCUAGUAAUGCGACUAGUCUUAUUAUCUGUAAGCAAGGUUCAUAAUGAAGGCGUGAAUAAGUUUUUAAGGCUCUUGUUUAUUGAGUACUGGACAGUACACAUGGACCUGUUUCUAUCACGCAUGAACCGUCUUGCUGGAACAUGGAUUUGCUACUGGUUAUCUUUCAGUUUUCGUUGUUGCAAA
Molecule: messenger RNA, 913 nt
Organism: Capsella rubella
Lineage: Eukaryota; Viridiplantae; Streptophyta; Magnoliopsida; Brassicales; Brassicaceae
Product: 50S ribosomal protein L13
Exons: 5
Coding region: 93-710 (205 amino acids)
Biological process (GO): translation; negative regulation of translation
Cellular component (GO): mitochondrial large ribosomal subunit; ribosome
Molecular function (GO): structural constituent of ribosome; mRNA binding
Source: RefSeq, a predicted model, not a curated record